Necator americanus (New World hookworm) is the source of this 1011-nucleotide messenger RNA. RefSeq lists its product as uncharacterized. Gene Ontology annotation, cellular component: nucleus; cytoplasm. The transcript has 10 exons. Gene Ontology annotation, biological process: signal transduction; peptidyl-serine phosphorylation. Lineage: Eukaryota; Metazoa; Nematoda; Chromadorea; Rhabditida; Ancylostomatidae. The record is from RefSeq and is a predicted model, not a curated record. Gene Ontology annotation, molecular function: ATP binding; protein serine/threonine kinase activity. The coding region runs from base 1 to 1011 and encodes 336 amino acids.
AUGACAUUGGAAAAGAAUCAGCUCAACGAAGUCAUGGCGGAUAUGCCAAAGGAAAACGAGGACGCUAUCCAGAGCAAGACUGGCAUAUACGUGAUUCUCGAAACUCUUGGUAAAGGAGCUUUUGGUGCAGUUUUUCGUGUUCGUCGACUUGAAGAUAACAAAGAGUUAGCGAUGAAAUGCGAAUCAUUCAAGAUGAAAAACCAAAUUUUAAAACAUGAAGCAAAGGUGUUCGAUAGCCUUCAUCAACUGGAUUCACCGCACUUCAUCACACUUCAAGAUCGCGGAAAAGUAUCAGGACGGUUCAAUUUUAUAGUAAUGAAGUUGGUUGGUAAAAACCUGUGGGAUCUACGCGUGGAAAUUCCCUGUCACAAAUUUUCACUGGUAACAUCUAUACGUGCGGCUGAACAGACGUUGGCAGGAAUCCGAGAUCUACACCUUUGCGGCUACAUUCAUCGAGAUAUUAAACCACCUAACUUUGCAAUAGGACGAGAAGAAGAUGGGGACCAACACACCAUUUAUAUUCUCGAUUUCGGACUGGCACGAUGCUACAGAGGUCCUGGAAAAGAUUUGCGAUAUCAACGUGUUAAAACAGCAUUUCGAGGAACUACACGAUAUGCAAGUAUAGAUGCUCUGGCGCUGAAGGAACAGAGCCGUAAAGAUGACGUCGAGUCUUGGUGGUACAUGGUAGUGGAGUGGAUGGUAGGACAACUGCCAUGGCGACAUUGUAGGGGAGCUCAAAAGGACAUCGUAAGAAAACUGAAGAUGGAUAUACGUGAAAGGCCGAUUUUGGAAAGGGUACUUCAAGGUGCCCCAAUAGAAUAUAUGGCAAAUAUCAUUCUCUAUCUAGAUACACUGCAAUAUAAUUCCAUACCAGAUUAUGACCACAUCGCAGCACAACUUGAAGCAUCCAUGCAAGCAUAUAAUUUAAAUUAUGCUGAUCCACCUGACUGGGAUUUGAUGGUUACCUAUCUGGGGCCGCGAUAUGUGAAGAAUGCGUCAUACAAAAUGUAA